AUGGAGGUGGCCCUGGUAGACUUUGAGAGCCUGGACCUGAACGGCAGCCUGGAGGAUGAGGUGGACACCUAUGCGGAUGAGACCACAGCUCUCACGGUGGACAUGCCCCCGGAGCACAGCAGCCCAGACAGCAGCUACCUUCUGCGAGCCACUCAGCUGUCCUCUACGCCCUCCCACCACAGUCAAGUACCCUCCUUCAUGUGGGAAUCCACCUCAUCUUCACCCACUCCACAUACACAGACACUCGGAGUACCCCAGUCCCCCACCAUGCCAACUCCAAGCAGACAGGGGCGCAGCAGCUGCGCCAGUAUGAUCUCCAACUGGAAGUUGCUGCUAAGCAGUGAGGGCACGAAGGAGAGUGAGACCAUCUUCAGCCGGCUUGCUAAGGAGUGCUGCGAGGAUCUUUUUGUGGAUAAACGAGGGCUUGAUGACGGAGACCAGAAAGUCAUCAUCAACAUUGCCGGUCUUCGUUUUGAGACCCAGCUCAAGACAUUGGACCAGUUUCCUGAGACACUGCUAGGAGAUCCUUUUAAGAGGAUGGACUACUUUGAUCCGAUGAGGAACGAGUACUUCUUUGAUCGCAACCGACCCAGCUUCGACGGGAUCUUGUAUUACUACCAGUCAGGCGGUAAGAUCAGGCGUCCAGCUAACGUUCCCCUGGAUGUGUUUGCGGAUGAAAUUUUGUUCUAUGAGCUCGGAAGUGAGGCCAUGGAGCAGUUCAGAGAAGACGAAGGAUUCAUAAAGGACGUUGAGAUCCCUCUACCUGAUAAUGAUGUGUACAGGCAAUUCUGGCUGCUGUUUGAGUACCCAGAGAGCUCAAAUGCAGCCCGAGGUGUAGCACUGGUGUCUGUUUUUGUUAUUGUCAUAUCCAUCAUUAUUUUCUGCAUGGAAACGCUGCCAGAAUUCAGAGAUGACACUGAUCCAAUUGUGCCCACGGCGGUACAGCCUUUCAACCAAUCUAGAGUUUACACUUCCGUCAAACCGUCUGGUGUGAAGCCUACGACUUUCUCUGAUCCCUUCUUCAUCAUUGAGACUGCCUGCAUUGCGUGGUUCUUCUUUGAGCUGUGUGUGCGAUUUUUGGUCUGCCCUAGCAAAAAGGAGUUUUUCCACAACCUCAUGAACAUGAUCGACAUUAUAUCCAUCAUCCCAUACUUUGUUACCGUGGUUACAGAAAUGGUCACGACACCACAAGAGAGCUCGGGACAGAACAUGUCCUUGGCCAUUCUGCGUAUCAUCCGUCUGGUCAGGGUGUUUCGCAUAUUUAAACUCUCCCGUCACUCCAAGGGGCUGCAGAUCCUCGGACAGACUCUGAAGGCCAGCAUGCGCGAGCUUGGCUUGCUCAUCUUCUUCCUCUUCAUCGGAGUCAUCCUCUUCUCCAGUGCUAUCUACUUUGCCGAGGUGGACGAGCCCAACACGCAAUUUGUCAGCAUACCUGACGGCUUCUGGUGGGCUGUGGUCACCAUGACCACUGUAGGCUACGGGGACAUGUGUCCCAUCACCAUGGGGGGUAAAAUGGUGGGCACCUUGUGUGCCAUCGCUGGUGUGCUGACCAUCGCUUUGCCCGUUCCCGUCAUCGUUUCCAACUUCAACUACUUCUACCACCGAGAGACGGAAGCAGAGGACAAGUUGCCCUUGGCAGAUGCUGUUGAACAAGCAAUGAAUGCUGAGACCAGUACCAAAGAAGGUAGCAACACCUCGCUCAAUAAAGCCAACGGCAUCUGGCAGAGUAGCAAAGUGAAAUAA
Messenger RNA from Chelmon rostratus (copperband butterflyfish), 1743 nucleotides. It is a transcript of the gene kcna10a, whose product is annotated as potassium voltage-gated channel subfamily A member 10. Bases 1 to 1743 code for a protein of 580 amino acids. The transcript has a single exon. Lineage: Eukaryota; Metazoa; Chordata; Actinopteri; Chaetodontiformes; Chaetodontidae. Gene Ontology annotation, cellular component: membrane; voltage-gated potassium channel complex. The record is from RefSeq and is a predicted model, not a curated record. Gene Ontology annotation, biological process: potassium ion transmembrane transport; protein homooligomerization. Gene Ontology annotation, molecular function: protein binding; delayed rectifier potassium channel activity.